CUUUUUUCUCCUUUAGAGGACAUACGCAGUCCUAUUCCACCAUUAGUAUCUUCCAGAGCCUUUUAAAUAUUGGGAAUAUAAGCAAAUGAAUCAUACUAAAACUGGAAGUCUAGGGUUUGGUGGUGGGAAUACCGAGGUUGACCCCGCUAUCAUCGCAAGUCAGUCAAAUGGAAGCCAUUAAGGAAGCCAUUUACUAAAGGAAAUAUUACGUGCUAUAGGACUACCGGUAGGAUCGUCAAUUAAAUCCACAGAAAGUCAUGGCGUCAGUUUCUGGGCCAGAACCGGAAGGAUCAAUGUUGAAUUAGAAGAUAGAUCCCAACUAUCCUUUUUCAUCAAAGUUGUCUCAGGUGAUUUAGGGAAGAAUAUGGUCGAGAGCGAAUACGAGUCUAUGAGAGCGAUAUAUGAAAUUCUCCCAGAUUUUGUCCCCAAGCCAAUUUCUUAUGGAGCAUAUGAAACAGUACCGAAUACUCACUUUUUUCUGUGCGAAUUCCGAGAUAUCGUUAGCGAUAUGCCAGACCCUCAUAUUCUAGCUGAAAGUCUCGCAAAGAUGCAUCAGCAGAGCAAGUCUCCCACAGGAAAGUUCGGAUUCCACAUGAGUACGUACAGCGGCAACCUUCCUCAGGGGACAGAAUGGUCAGAUAGCUGGGAGGAUCUCUUCACCAGAAAUCUUCGAAUAGCACUUGAUCUUGAGAUCAAAGCUAGGGGGUACGAUCCGGAAUUCGAUAUACUCAUUCCGAUCAUAUUUGACAAGGUCAUUCCUCGUUUGCUUCGUCCUCUCGAGAGCGACGGGAGAUCAUUAAAGCCGUCACUAGUCCAUGGAGACUUGUGGUACGCAAAUUCUGGUAUUGACGGCAUUACAGGCAAGCCGCUGAUCUUCGAUGCCUGCUGCUUCUAUGCUCACAACGAGUACGAGUUUGGGCAGUGGCGGCCAAUAUGUAACAAAUUUGGUGAAGAAUAUCUUCAAGCUUAUCAUCACUAUGUUAAGAAGUCGGAUCCGGAGGAGGACUAUGAAGGUCGUUUGGACCUCUAUAAGCUAAGGUUUAACACCCACGUGUCAGCUUUAUUUCCACAGAAUCUCACAUUGAGGGAACAGGUCCUUGGCGAUAUGAGAGACUUAAUACAGAGAUACGCUUAGGAUUACACAUACCUAGGAAGCUAACGAGUAUAGUCUCGAUCCGGUAUUGUUAUGUAGAGAUGACUUCACCUUGGUGCGCGGAGGGAUUGUGAAGAUGGUAAUAUGCACGGAUAUAGAAAAAAGGUUGAGUGUUGCACAACGAAAG
Molecule: messenger RNA, 1280 nt
Organism: Annulohypoxylon truncatum
Lineage: Eukaryota; Fungi; Ascomycota; Sordariomycetes; Xylariales; Hypoxylaceae
Product: Fructosamine/Ketosamine-3-kinase
Exons: 4
Coding region: 365-1135 (256 amino acids)
Source: RefSeq, a predicted model, not a curated record